Molecule: messenger RNA, 1988 nt
Organism: Eurytemora carolleeae
Lineage: Eukaryota; Metazoa; Arthropoda; Copepoda; Calanoida; Temoridae
Exons: 6
Coding region: 181-1518 (445 amino acids)
Molecular function (GO): protein dimerization activity
Source: RefSeq, a predicted model, not a curated record
GAUCUAUUGACACUUGUGUAUGUAUUUGUGUAAAAUGCAUAUAUUGUAUGUAUAUAGCUCGGGGUGGAUACCGUCCCACGCGCCCUGCAACCCACGGAUACCAGCCAUAUAUGGUUAGUAAGGCCGAAGAGGGGCUAUAGCAAAUACGCGUAAAUGAGCCUAGAAUCGUGAACAGAUCAGAUGAUCCAGCAAUCAUCAACUAAAAUGAAAGUGUUCCUCAAACAUAUUGAUGACGGUGAUCUGAAUGAUGAGAUUAAUGAUGAUGAAACGCUCCCAGCUCGUUCAGGCUCAACUUCAAGGGAACAAGAUUCGUCUGAAAUAGAUACAAAAGUGACUUUUGAUAAUGAGGAAGGUCCAAUUAUCCCUGAUAAAUCCAGAUCUCUUAGAGCAAGAAGUGUACAGAAAAGACUUCAAACUGAAUUAAAAAUGAGUGGUCGGAAGAAAAGGGACCCUGCGGGUAAAGGAGCAAAGAUGACUAAAUAUAGAAGAAAGGCAGCUAAUGCUAAGGAAAGAGAAAGGAUGGCUAAAGUUAAUGAGGCUUUUGAAAGACUUCGUGAAGUUAUGCCUGACCUCAAUCUUAUUCUUCAGGACGAGAAGGAUACAAAGGUUACAACAUUGAAGGCUGCAAUCACUUAUAUUUACGGUCUACAGAACCUACUCGAGGAUAUUAACACGGGAAAUAUAGAUCCUGUAAAAUACAAACUCCAGGAACCCCAGGUGUGCCAUAAGAAACCUCUGAAACCUACAAAAUCUGCAUCAAAAACCAGGAGCCUAAACCCAGCUAAACCCACAACAAAACCUCAGCUCAAGAUAAGCCCUGUCACCCUCACAGUCAAGGGUUCAGGGAAAAAGUGUGAGAGAAGAGCUCAAGCUAAAUAUAUCCUACCCCUCACACACCGACAGGAGUCUGAGCUCUGCCCCUCGGGGGUCUCACUCCCAAAACAACCCGAGCAAAAUGUUAUCCAAUCCCAAAUGGUUCAAAAUCUGAAAGUCACUCCAGUAGCGUCUGUUCACCCUUCAAACUUGAUCUUUUUGGAGCCAAUUCAAGAAAGUGUUUUUGGUAAAGAACGUGCAGAUAAAGUUGUUCCAUUGCCGUCUAUGCACACAUUGCUUCCUUCAGUGUCGCACAAAAACGAAACCUGUGAAUAUUACGUUGUUUUGAAGAAUUCUGAUGAUUUUGUAUCCCCGGUUGAGGAUUUCCGACUCCGAAGAGAUUCCGGGGGUUCGACAGGGUUCAGUUUUAGGUCCCUAUCUUCAUCACCAGACUCAACGCUCUCAAACAGGGAUAUAGAAAUGGAUGGGAUGGAAAAUAUGGAUGGGAUGGAUAGCAUGGAUUGCGAGGAUUAUGAGAAGGGUAGAACGGUUGUCCCUGAAUCUCCUACGGAUCUUGUUCCAACCAUAGAUCAGCUGUUCAGUCGACCUACUCCGGACCAGAGAAUAGACAAUAUGGAACAGUUUGUAAUCCUUGAAGAUAUUCAUCAGAUUAUCGGAGAAACCUGCAAUAUCAUCUCGUCCUAACCAGAAACUAAUCUCCGUGAAUAAUCUUCUAAUAGCGAUAUUGUAAAUUGUAGAAUGGAUUUAAUUAAUAAUUUUAUUUAAAAGAUUGCUUUUAACAUCUAUAAUUAUUUCCAACCUAAAUCCCAGUUAAACAGUGAUAUAGAUUAAAUGCCCAAGUUUGUUAUUUAUUAAUUAGUUUACAUUAAUUUCCUGCCAACAACUGAGAUGACAGUUUAAGAAAUUUAAAAUGCAGCGUAAAUAAUUGCUCAAGCAUUGUCUCCUUGUUGCCUACAUCCCUAUAUAUCCUCCUGUCCUUAAUUUUUUGUAUCUAUGUUUGCAUUCCGCCAUAUUUGUUUUCUACUCUACCUGCUAGUCUAUACCCAUGAAUCCCUAGUUCUACAGUAGUGUGAAACUAACCUAUAAUUACACUAUCCAUACUUAACAUAAUGUAACAGAAUAAUAAACUUGAUUUAAUAAAUAUUUAUAACGUC